Messenger RNA from Hyaena hyaena (striped hyena), 2196 nucleotides. It is a transcript of the gene SH2D1A, whose product is annotated as SH2 domain containing 1A. Lineage: Eukaryota; Metazoa; Chordata; Mammalia; Carnivora; Hyaenidae. The record is from RefSeq and is a predicted model, not a curated record. Gene Ontology annotation, cellular component: cytoplasm. Bases 132 to 518 code for a protein of 128 amino acids. Gene Ontology annotation, biological process: cellular defense response; cell-cell signaling. The transcript is spliced from 4 exons.
CUCCUCUCCUUUUUCUGUGCAUCUGGCUGAACUGGGAGUCAGGUGGCUGACUGGGGCCCGGCUUGCAGCAGCGCUGGUGGCACCUGCCUUGCGCGGUCCGACGCCUCAGCGGCCCGAGAGUCCCCCAGGCCAUGGACGCGGUGGCCGUGUACCACGGCAAAAUCAGCCGGGAGACGGGCGAGAAGCUCCUGCUGGCCACGGGUCUGGACGGCAGCUACCUGCUGAGGGACAGCGAGAGCCUCCCGGGCGUGUACUGCCUGUGUGUGCUGUAUCAAGGUUACAUUUAUACAUACCGAGUGUCCCAGACAGACACAGGUUCUUGGAGUGCUGAGACGGCCCCUGGGGUUCAUAAAAGAUUUUUCCGGAAAAUAAAAAAUCUCAUUUCAGCAUUUCAGAAGCCAGAUCAAGGUAUUGUAAUACCUCUGCAGUAUCCAGUUGAGAAGAAGUGCUCAGUUAGAAGCACACAAGGUACUACAGGGAGAAGAGAGGAUCCUGAUGUCUUCCUGAAAGCACCAUGAAGGAAAAUAAAAUACCUUGUACUUUAUUUUCUAUAAUUUAAGUAUAUGCUAAGUCUUAUAUAUUGUAGAUAGCACAGUUCAGUGAGUUACAAAUGUAUUUCUAAAACCAUCAUCGUCCUGUAAUGGAAGUGUCUAGCAUGAUGUAAAAGCUGAAAUGGACUUUGCCGAAACGAGGAGCUUUGAAAUGAGGACUGGGAAAAAAAGAAUUCCACAGGUUAUUUUCAGUUACAUUUAUGAACGAGAAAUGAUUCAAAACACAAUGAUACUUUAUAAAAGAUUAAUGUCAAUUCUUGCCAAAUAUAAAUAAAAAUAACCCUCAGUUUUUCUCAAAAGCAUCAUUUUUAGUGAAAUAUUAUUUGACAGCUACUGAUUCGAAGAUGUCUUGCUUGAUUAGAUGGCAGGAAGCUGGUUUGUGUCCCUCGACUUUGUCGUGCGUGGUUCUAAUUAGGUAUUAUGCUCCCCACUGGCUAUGGUGGUGUAGACUCUUAAGGGGAAUUUAUGAACUUGUGCACUGUGUGUUAAAACAAGUACUUGAUAAAAAGUGAGGGAUUUCUGUUUAAUUCUGAAAGCAACCUUCUCGCCUAGUGUUCUGCUAUUGGAUAGUAGAAUCCACAGGCCAAAAAUCCCAUAAUUUAAAAUACGCCCUAAAUGUUUGUUAUAUUUGAAGUUACAUUACAAAUUCAAUGAAAUGGACUUUCCUUUUAUCAUCUAUCGCUCUCCCAGUUGUUGCUACUCCAUGUAAAACCUAAUUUUGAGGGGAAGCUUCAGCCCCUGUGCUCGUGAGUAGCCGAUUUACAAGUGGUCUCCCUAUUAGCCCUAUGAGAGCAUUGGAGGCCUUAUGGUUAUGGUAUUUUUUAACAGUUCCAAGUGAUGGUGACCUGAGUGAGAGCCAAGAUUUUCCACAGUGACAGAUAUUUAUAUUUUUUCCUCACAUUUAUAUUUUCAUGACUUUUGUGAUUUGGUUAUAUAUCAAGCUGCUUCGGGGCUCCUAGAAUUCAUUCACUCAACAAACAGAAUAGGCACUGAGGUAGAGAAGUAAAAACCCCCGGUCCCUGUGCUCAGGCAGUGUGCUGUCUGGCUGGACAAGAAAACUAUAAUGAUUUUAAAAAGUAACAAGAAAAGAAAAAAAAAAAGACAAUAAAAAGUGAUAAGCACCUGGUAAGUGAGGUUCCCAAUGUGUAGGGAGAUCUGUUGUUAGAGGCCGAAUGAGUCAACACAAAUACUCCGGUCCAUGGUCUAUAGGAAAAUGCUAAGUUCUAUUGUAAACUAAUAAAUUGGAAUUCUGGUUUUUACACAAGUGGGGGUGAGCUUGAUGACCUGCCAAGAGACAGAGCUACUCUGUGCAUUGGCAAGAUCUGGUUUCUGAGCAUUUAGCAUGGAUACAAUGGGUGUGCAAAGGUGGAGGUUUGCCAUGAUAGUGCAUCGUGGGCCAUUUACCAUUUCUAGAAACAAAAGCAUCACUUUAACUUGUAAAGGAAUUCGGAAAGGCGACUUUCAAAACAAAAUGUGUAUGUUUAGGUCAUUUUUCCUUAUUUGUAGCUUGGAUUUAAAUUUUAAUAGGUGUAACUAAUUUUCACUCUCUCUAGCUUGUUCAUUCUGGAAUAAUCCUAAAUACACGAAUUAUGUUUGCAUGUUUCUUUACCAGAGUCAGUUUUGCAAAAGCUUUUUUGAAUCAUGA